CGCCGCCCGCUCCUAUGGGGUCUUCUGCAAGGGGCUGACCCGCACGCUGCUCAUUUUUUUCGACCUGGCCUGGCGCUUGCGCAUCAACUUCCCCUACCUCUACAUCGUGGCUUCCAUGAUGCUCAACGUCCGCCUGCAGGUUCAUAUUGAGAUCCAUUGAAGGCCUUCCGUGGACUGACAGGCGUGUCCUGGGGCUCAGGGUGUCAGAGAACACACAGCAUGAGGGACGGAAAGGGGACUCUCAGCACCUGCCUCGCAGAAGAGAAGGGAGCAGGCGAUGACUCGGACAAACUACUGUCCAGAGAACUGUUGUAUAAGAGAAUGCAGGAGGAGAGUGCUUGCCCAUCAGAUAUAACUUCCAGGAUGAAUAAGCCUGCGGUUGAUGUAAAUGGAAAUUCACAAAAUGAGGAAUUAUCACUGGAAAUGAAAAAUGAUCUGAGUGAGGUCAGCCUCUUGCUUCACGAUGGCAACAGAGUGCUUCCAUAUCUGCAAGAACCAAUACGAAGAAAUUCAGCUUCAGCAGCUGCUCAGAGCAAGGCUGUGGAUCUGUUCUUUGCUCCCACAGAAGAGCGUUUUGCUGGGGCAUCCUGUGGCGUCGGGGGAGCUCAGGGGAGGGACUGGCUGGGAGGAGGGCCCAGGGCCACUGACAGCCACGGAGGACAGAGCCACAGGGGAAAGCCUUGGGGGUCAGGACUACCGUGCCAUCAAAAAUGGUUGGAAAUGGGGAUUUCUGAGGAUGAACCACCAUGUGCUUUUCUGGAGAAGCUGGACUCUGUGUCGGAACCCUCUUGCCUGCGUUCCGUCCUGUCUGCACUGCUGCACGCACAUCCCCACAUGUUCGUGAAAGAUGAGACAAAAUGUGUUUUCCCUGGCCGUUCAAAGCCCAUGUUUUCAGAGCAAAGAGUAGAAUACAAGAAAAUGCUUUCACGUGUAAAAAGUACCUCAGAUGAUCUGCAGGAAACACUGGCGUUACUGGCUCUACAAGCUUCUGAAUUAGCAAAUCUCUUAUGCCAUAGUUAAGGUACAGGCAGAACAAUAAAAAUAGAUUAAUUUAAAAAGUUGUCCUAGAAUGAUUUCUUUUGCAUUAAGUCUGGAUGCACAGGGUGCAGCCAUGAAGCUCCUGCUUUGGUUUGUAUGACCAGACAUACUUAAAGUCAGUGGAAUUUAAACUCAUGGAAAGCUGGUUGAUGCGGAAGGAAAUUUUUGAGUUUUAAAUUGUGCUUGAAAGACACUUAGAAUUGGGAAGCCGUGUCAAGGAGAAUAUUGAUAUAUCCUAUAUAAAUAUCAGAUUAGAAUCAAAAGAUUUAACAAAGUUUUUAAUUUACCUUCACCCAUCCUAAAGGGCUACUGUCCCAGAUACUGUCUCUCUAGACUGUCUCUGACCAUCUAAUGGAAAUAGAUAUUUGUAAAGUUGACUCUGAGCCAGGCUGAGUUGAUGGUAAGCUGUUACCAUUUCUGCAUUUUGCAGAAUGAGCAAAAUCUGAUUUCUUUUCUCACAUCCCUUUCCUUCCACUUGACAUGCAAUUUAAAUGGAGGCCCUACGGUGAAAGUUGCAAUAUUAACCUUACCUUUAGAUAACGCUUUCUCAAGCUAGGAACCCUAGCAGUGUUACUCAGAAUAAAUAAUGAGCUUGAGCCUGUCUGCCGGGGCUCAGUUAUAGAGAAAAAUCAAGCAUUUCCCUUAGAGAAGGUUUCCAGUUUCUAGGAGUCGAGGUAUCUCUUAACACUAAGAUUUUUUUCUGAGAGAACACCUUUUGUUGUGUGUUGAUCACUUUGAUAAAAGGCAUUUUAGAGUGUAAGUUUUUAAAGAGUCCGAAAGUAAGGCUUAACCAUUUUCGGAAUUAUUGAUUGCAUCUAUCAGUUUAUAUUGUGUGCUAAAUUACUAUGCCGUGUGCUAUUUUAAUGUUUUGGGGAAAUGAAAAAUAAAACCUGUUCUUUAGCAUAAUAAAUGUCUUAUUUUACGUGUGUA
Messenger RNA from Balaenoptera acutorostrata (minke whale), 1968 nucleotides. RefSeq names its product family with sequence similarity 220 member A (gene FAM220A). Gene Ontology annotation, cellular component: nucleus. Gene Ontology annotation, biological process: protein dephosphorylation; negative regulation of transcription by RNA polymerase II. The transcript is spliced from 2 exons. Lineage: Eukaryota; Metazoa; Chordata; Mammalia; Artiodactyla; Balaenopteridae. The coding region runs from base 220 to 1020 and encodes 266 amino acids. Gene Ontology annotation, molecular function: STAT family protein binding. The record is from RefSeq and is a predicted model, not a curated record.